UGAAUCUAUAUGAUCACUUUUUCUUCCAUUACAAAUGCAUCUCUCUCUCUCUAACACACUGAACUGAACCACCGAAGACGUAAAAGUGACUCGGUGAGUGACUCACUGAGUUAGUGAAGCUAAUGUAGCUUUAGAUCUCGAAGCAACGAACGAUGAGGAGCUGAAAUUGAUUCCAAUGGAACAUUCCAGAAACAGAUAGAUGAAGUUCUCUAUAUCUGCCAAGGGAAUAAAGAGACUCACGAUAUCGAGCGGCGCCGGUGCCGGUGGCGGCGCGGCAGAAGAUGUAUCGCUGAAGAUUCCGUCGAAGCCAGCUUCCGGUCGCCGGAUUACUGCAAGGACGGCGAUUCCGGCGGCGCUGGUGCUCGGAACAUUGUUGCCGUUUUUGUUUGUUAGAAUCGCAAUCUUUGUUCUCGAAUCAGCUUCGGUUCGCUCUUCUUUCGACUGUGGAGGAUGGAGGUUCUUCAGUGGAGCUGACAGGUCAUUGAAACUAAGAGAUGAGCUUACCAGAGCACUAAUGGAGGCAAAUGAGGGUAAUGAUGAUAUAGGAGCUGAGUCAUUCAAUGAACUUGUGAAAGAGUUUACCUCAAAACAAGACCUUAAGACUUUUGCUUUCAAGACCAAAGCCAUGUUCAAAAUUUGGAAGCAUUAUCAUAGUAAAGAGAAAGACCUCAACUAUAGUCAAGAUCAUAACAGAUAUUUGGACACUUUAAGGCCUAGCAGCCGUUCAUUGAUGAAUCAUCUCAUCAUUUACCUCCCUAAGCUGUUUCCAGAUCUCAAGAAGAUAGUAUUUCUGGAUGAUGAUGUUGUAGUGCAACAAGACAUAUCUUCUUUGUGGGAACUAGAUCUUAAUGGUAAAGUCAGUGGUUCAGUAUUCAGAUCAUGGUGUGGAAAUGGUUGCUGCUCUGCUGGGACUAAAUACAUGGACUACUUGAACUUCUCACAUCCUCUCAUAUCAUCAAGCUUCAAUGGCAACCGUUGUACAUGGCUGUAUGGCAUGAAUAUAUUUGAUCUUGAAGCUUGGAGGAACACAAAUAUCACUGAGAUUUACCAUCAUUGGUUGAAACUUAACCUGAAGUCUGGAUUGGAAUUGUGGAAUCCAGGAUUGCUUCCUCCUGCAUUGAUUGCAUUUGAGGGUCAAGUACAUUCUAUAAACUCAUCAAUGCUUGUGACUGACUUAGGCCAUCGCCAUGGCGCUGCCGAAAUUAGCAGAGAAAGAGUGGAAGCCGCCACAGUUAUUCAUUUCGCCGGCCCUGCAAAACCAUGGCUUGAAAUUAGUUUCCCAGAGGUUCGAAGUUUAUGGAGUCAAUAUGUAAAUUUCUCUAAUAAAUUUACAAGGAGAUGUGGAAUAAUUACAUCAGAAAAAAAAAAGUGAGAAAGAAAGUGGUUCUUAUUUAGAGAUACAUCAGCAUCAAUAAUAUUAAUAUUAUGUUCGGUAUAUGGUUGCAAAAGUUGGUUCUUUCCUUCCCAGUUGGAAGAAAUUUUGUAACUAAAGUAAAUUCCA
Molecule: messenger RNA, 1501 nt
Organism: Arachis ipaensis
Lineage: Eukaryota; Viridiplantae; Streptophyta; Magnoliopsida; Fabales; Fabaceae
Source: RefSeq, a predicted model, not a curated record